GGAGAGUGUGUGGUCAUUUUAAGGCCAAGAAAUUAGUAAUUCUUCUGUAAACCAUUAGACUCUGUUUAAAGACCUGAAAGUUGCCGACACCUUUUGCCCCCUUUUGCCCCCUUUUGCUCCGGCCCUCUCCAUGCCUAGUCCAGGCCUCAUCUUUGUCGCUCUUCUUCUUCUCGCCUUAAUUCAUGAGACCUGCAGUGCCAAAGAUAAACAUUACUGUCCACCUUCUUCUUGUGGAAAUAAUUCGAAUAUUAGCUACCCUUUCAGAUUAAACACAGAUCCGCCUAAUUCCUGCGGAAUGACUGCAGAUCCAGUAUAUACUCUAUUCUGUGAGAACAACCUUACAGUAUUGUACUCUGAUCAAUCAAGAAAAUUCGACGUGAAAGCAAUCAAUUAUGACAAUCAAACAAUUCGAGUAGCUGAUGCUAGUGUUGAGGAAGGGAGCUGCUCCAUACCUCAAUACUCCUGGCGCGCCUCUAACUUCUCAACGUUUUCACAAUAUUAUCCUUAUUAUUAUUAUAUUUAUACAAAUGAUGUUUAUGUUUGGGAGAGCCUUCUUUUCAUAACUUGUCGAAAUCUUGUAAGUGAUCCUCUUUAUGUGGAAGCUCCUGCCUGCAUUAAUGGCAGCUCUUUCUCCACACCUUAUAGGCCUAAAUCUGAAGGCAAGAGGUAUUAUUAUGUGAAAGUCGGAAAGACAACUUCACUUGAGUUAAAACCCUCAUGCCGUAUUGAGCUAAUGGCACUUACACCUUUCAUACGGGAGAAGAAUUACGAGAACCUCUCCUACCUGGACAUCCAUCAUUGGUUGGCAUAUGGAUUUGAGUUGUCGUGGCUGCACGCUUCAUGUGGAAAAACGGGUUUUCACAUUAAUGUGGAAAACCAGUGCGCUCAUUCCAUUUUUUAUGACAAUCGAGUCUACGACUAUUUCAUCAGUACUGUUGGAUCCAUACCUGUCUUCAAAUGGAGGAGAAGGCAUUUAUCCAUGUAUAAUUCUAUUGAAGAAUUCUUGCAAAGUAACAACAACCUCAUGCCUGUAAGGUAUUCUUACUCAAAGAUCAAGAAGAUGACCAAUGGUUUUAAGGAGAAAUUGGGAGAAGGAGGUUUUGGUCAUGUUUACAAAGCAAAGCUUCAGAGUGGUCGCUUCGCAGCAAUAAAAAUGUUGGGCAAAUCAAAAGCUACAGGGCAAGAUUUUUUCAAUGAAGUAGCCACCAUUGGAAGAAUUCACCAUGUCAAUGUGGUACAAAUGAUUGGCUUUUGUGCUGAAGGAUCAAAACGUGCCCUUGUCUAUGACUUCAUGCCAAAUGGAUCUCUUGAUAAACAUAUUUUCUCAAGAGAAGGCAAUACUACAACUUUGGAUUGGGAAAAUCUAUACAAGAUUUCUCUAGGAGUGGCUCGUGGGAUAGAAUAUUUACACCGAGGUUGUGAUAUGCAAAUCUUACAUUUUGAUAUCAAGCCUUACAACAUUCUUUUAAAUGAGAACUUCACUCCAAAAAUCUCUGAUUUUGGUCUCGCUAAGUUAUACCCAGUCAAAAGUAAUACUGUGUCCUUGACCGCAGCAAGAGGAACUCUAGGAUAUAUGGCACCUGAGUUGUUUUACAAAAACUUAGGUAGUGUCUCUCACAAAGCUGAUGUCUACAGUUAUGGGAUGUUAUUGAUGGAAAUGGCUAGCAGAAGAAAGAAUGUGAACCCAUUUGCAGAGCAUUCGAGUCAGAUCUACUUUCCUUCAUGGGCAUCAGAGCAAUUGAACAAAGGAAUGGAGCUAGAAAUAAGAGAAGCCAAUGAAAAUGAAAAAAGAAUUGCAAAGAAAAUGAUCAUUGUAGCUUUGUGGUGCAUACAAAUGAAGCCAAGUGAUCGCCCUUCAAUGAACAAAGUCAUAGAGAUGCUUGAAGCAGAACUCGAGAGCUUACAAAUGCCUUCCGCCCCUUUCCAGCUUUAUCCCCAUGCAAUUCAACAAGAUGCUGUAACAAAGAAAACCAACAUCACAAAGUCUACUAGUUCUUCUUCAUGCAAUGAUAUAGAGACUGAGUCAAUUAGUUUACUUGGAAAUGAAAAUUAAGUGGGAUGGUUGCAAAAAAAGUAUGUAUAGGUUAGCCCUUUUGCAGUGUAACUAAUGUGGUAAUGAGUUCCGUGUUGUGCUAAUAUGUUUGGCAACCUAAUAAUGGUUGUGUAUACUUUGAAGUGCAUGAAUUAGCUCUGAUUAUUUAGCCUAUAAAAUCAAUUGGAGGAUUCACAAGGGUUCAUUUUUAUGUUUCAAAACUUAAUUAAACUUCAAUUUGAAU
Rubroshorea leprosula is the source of this 2276-nucleotide messenger RNA. The record is from the annotation of a GenBank genome assembly. NCBI's taxonomy places the organism in Eukaryota, Viridiplantae, Streptophyta, Magnoliopsida, Malvales, Dipterocarpaceae.